Akanthomyces muscarius is the source of this 357-nucleotide messenger RNA. RefSeq lists its product as uncharacterized. The record is from RefSeq and is a predicted model, not a curated record. Lineage: Eukaryota; Fungi; Ascomycota; Sordariomycetes; Hypocreales; Cordycipitaceae. Bases 1 to 357 code for a protein of 118 amino acids. The transcript is spliced from 2 exons.
AUGGCCAAUCCCCUUAUCAGCAAUCACCAUGGAAAGAAUGGCAAGUACACUCAGGCCUUCUUGGACCAGAAUGGGCCCGGCGACACUCGACCUAUUGCUCUUGACAUUCUCAAGGACAACGACCGGACCGGUACCAUGAAAGACAAGGUCGUUCUUCUCACCGGGUCCUCGGGAGGAAUCGGAGUUGAGACUGGGCGUGCCCUCGCCGCAACUGGUGGUAAAGUGUAUCUGGGCGUUCGUGACUUGGAGAGAGGAAAGGCGGCUCUGAAGGAGAUACUCGAACCAGGCCGUGUGGAGCUGCUUGAGCUUGACAUUGGCUCAAUGGAAAGCGUCCGCGCCGCGGCCAAGACCUUUUAG